This is a messenger RNA of Eremomyces bilateralis CBS 781.70, 1871 nucleotides long. Its product is annotated as putative carboxypeptidase S1. The record is from RefSeq and is a predicted model, not a curated record. Gene Ontology annotation, molecular function: serine-type carboxypeptidase activity. Gene Ontology annotation, biological process: proteolysis. The transcript is spliced from 3 exons. Gene Ontology annotation, cellular component: fungal-type vacuole. Bases 257 to 1699 code for a protein of 480 amino acids. NCBI's taxonomy places the organism in Eukaryota, Fungi, Ascomycota, Dothideomycetes, Eremomycetales, Eremomycetaceae.
UACCAGUAUGCCUAGUUCACGGUGAUAGGAGUUGUUGGUCCCGAAGAACGUCACGACUCUGAGCAAGAUAUCCCUCAUGCGGUAACCGUCACGUUUAGCUAGCCAUUGUUUGUGCUCUCAGUGUAUACAAGUCUUGCUAUUGUUCAUUUUCUCAUUUAAUCAACCCCUGCGGUAUAUAAGACAGCGGAGUAUCGGAGUCGUAGCGCACUGGUAAACCUGUGCAUGUUCCAUCGUUCAUUGUUAGCACUCUAUUACCAUGUGGGCGUCAUUCCUUCUACCAGCCUUUCUUCUUUUCGUUUCCCUCGUCUCAACGGCUCCGCCUGAAACCGAACAGAAUCAGGGGAGCACUAUCGAAACGAAUGGCAGAGAAUACCGUGUCUUUCAAUCCACAGUUACUGGGGCUCGGGUUGAAUACGUGGAGAACUCCGGGGUUUGCGAGAUGAUGUUUGGCGUUACGCAGUAUUCCGGAUAUAUCGUACUCGAGACGCCCAACCAAAUAAAAAACAUCUGGUUUUGGUUCUUCGCAAGUAGAAAUGCUCCACAGACGGCGCCUCUUGCGGCUUGGUUCAAUGGUGGUCAGGAUCCUGGUUGUUCAAGCAUGAUCGGUCUAUUCCGGGAAAACGGUCCUUGUCAAUUUUACUACGGAAACAACUAUCAGCCCUCCUUGAAUAUGUACAGUUUCAACCAAUAUGCCAACAUGCUAUACAUCGACCAGCCGGUCGACACUGGCUUCUCGUACGGCAACAUCACGGACACUAAUACGGCCGAGUCAGCUGCCGUAAUCUGGGGUGCUCUCCAAGCGUUCUACGAAGCCUUUCCCAGAUUCCAAAACCGCGACUUUGGUAUCUUCACCGAAGGCUAUGGAGGCCACUAUGGACCCGCGUUUUCGAAGCACAUCUUGGAUCAGAACAACCGGAUCGAGAAGGGAGAAACGUUAGGACAACGAAUCAAUCUAGUUGCGCUUGGCGUCAAUAAUGGCUGGUUUGACCCGUACAUCAACUGGGAGUCGCAGAUCCAUUACUCCUAUAGCAACUCUCAUCGUCAGCUCAUUUCGGCUGCUGAACUAGAUACGUAUCUCCAAGAUUUCCGGCAGAAGUGCGUUCCAGAGUUGGAUGAGUGUGCACCUGGCGAUCAAUAUAUUUGCCGUAACGCGAUAGAAACAUGCAGCCGCGCUAUCGAAGGCCCGCUGAGUCAAAAGGCUGACUUCAAUACGUACGAUAUUCGCAAGCCUCGGCCCAACGACAAUGCACCGCAACCUUAUGACAACUAUCUGCAGCUGCGAGACAUCAAGUGGCAAAUUGGUGCGAGAUAUCGGUAUUCUGAAUGCACGAUGGAUGUGGACUCAGCAUUCAACAACGCGGGCGAUCACGCUGUCUCGUUCCUCCCUGUCCUUGAGGCUGUGGCGGCAGCCAAUGUUACGGUUUUAAUCUGGGCGGGCGACGCGGACUGGAAACACAACUGGUAUGGUAAUCUCGAAGUCGCAAAGACUCUCAAACAUGCUGGUCAAGAAGAGUUCAAUUCAAAAGAAUUGGUCCCCUACACCGUCAAUGGCGUAGAGCUCGGCUCCUUCAAGAGUGCGGGUAAACUCUCCUUUCUGAGGGUCUAUAACGCCGGACAAAUGGUCAUGUAUGAACAGCCCAAACUAUCUCUCCAGGUUUUUAUGCAGACCAUGAAGCAGCGAGCUAUAUUUUCAACCUAGGCGUGCUACGACACGAAUCAAAGCCGCCAUACACCCAUCACAACUUCAGUUUCCUCCAAUCUUUAGUCUUUCCAUGACUCUUCCCUUUAAUGGAAUGUAAUUGCGACAUGUCCUAAAGUAGGUUUGCGGACCGCCGCGUUUGCCAAACUUGAAGUCUUUGUAUUGUGCAUUU